Molecule: messenger RNA, 1056 nt
Organism: Moneuplotes crassus
Lineage: Eukaryota; Ciliophora; Spirotrichea; Euplotida; Euplotidae
Source: the annotation of a GenBank genome assembly
UGAAAUCUUUAUCUCAUCUAGUGAGGGAUUUGUACAUUCAGAUAUCCUGAAUCACAGUUUACAUCCAGAUCGGGGAAUUCUUCUUGUAGCGUCUUUCAAAGAGCCAGAUGGAAUUUCAUCUUAGAGAAACAUUCCAGCCUUAGUUUUUCAAUAGAAUUGCUGAAUGAGGAGUUUAAUAUUGCUGUAAAAAUAGUAUGUACUAUGAUAAAUUUUUCAUCUUCGUCUGGAUUAGCUCCGAAAUCACUAUUAUUAAUAGUAAAUUCCUUAAGUUUAUAGUAGAUUUAUGCUCAUAGUUCAUGAAAGCAUUGCUGAACUUUUGCCUUUCAAAUCUUCAGAAGGUUAAAUUUAGAGAUUGUAGAUGUCUUCAGCUAAGUAUUAUUCUUUGUAAAUCAGUUUUCUGUAUUAGAGAUCUGUAGAUUUUGACUUCUUUAGUGACAAAACUAAAACUCUUUGUGAGAAUUUUAAAGUCCAAAUUUUGAGGGAGACUGUUAUUAUAAGUAUUGACAUAUAAUUCCCACUUUUCAAGCCUCCUUGGAAAACAAACAUCAUGAAACUUGUAUAAAUGUUUCUGGUUGUAGCUACUAAAAUAUCCAGUUGUCAUCUUUUUAAACUUUUUCUGGUCUUACCCUCAUCUUCGUACAACUCUUCAGGUCUAAAUAUCUUUUCCUUUCCAUACAUAAUUUUCUUAUUCAGAUAUUUCCUCCUUCGUCACUAAGCUCAACUCCACAGAGAUAUCUGGUAAAAAUUAGUUUUAUGAACGAGUUUGUAGUUGUCAAAUCUUGCUUAUUAGGGAUAGAAAUGAUGAUUUUUGUGGAGUAUAUUAAUAAUAUGGUAAUUAUUCAUUAAUUAAAAGAAGAAUUUUCUGAAAGAUUUGUGGUGUAGAAACAUUAGGAAGAUAUUUGACAGAUUAAGUUAAUAAUAAUUUCCCCGAAUCAAAUUACCAUAUUUUCCCUCCAUAUACUACACAUCAACUAGACCAAUUCAAUCUUUAAAUCCAGUUUCUGUUCAUAUUGAGUUCUCCUUAACAGAACUUCCUUCAUAAGACUGGGAAGUAUU